Molecule: messenger RNA, 2625 nt
Organism: Trifolium pratense (red clover)
Lineage: Eukaryota; Viridiplantae; Streptophyta; Magnoliopsida; Fabales; Fabaceae
Product: rust resistance kinase Lr10-like
Exons: 3
Coding region: 400-2304 (634 amino acids)
Biological process (GO): protein phosphorylation
Molecular function (GO): protein kinase activity; ATP binding
Source: RefSeq, a predicted model, not a curated record
GAAAGCCUCUUAUAUGUGUAAAGUAUCUAAAACAAAACAAGUGCAUAGACUUGGUGUGUAUUAAGUUGAGAAGAUGAGUUGUGAUUCAGUGAGUCUUAAGCAAAACUAGACUAAAUUAAGCAUAUUAAUUAAGAAAUGUAGCUAAUCACAUUUAAUCAAUAAAAUAUCAACAAGGAAUUGAUUCUAUUGCCUAAAAAUUAAGGCAAGAUGAUUGCAACAACCUUGUGAGAGUAAAUUUCCCAUAGUCUUGACUGAACAGUUCCAACUUCAAGUCAACAUUGAUUGCAACAACCACUAAAACAUAAUCAUACUUAUAAUUGCUUGCUUUGCAUUACCAAUGCAUUGCUUCCUUUCUCAGGCUUAAUUAUCUUCCCAUGAUCACAAUUCAUAACAUUAGUAAUGUCUUGGCUUUUCAUUUUCAAAUCAUUACUUUUCUCCCUGCUUAUGCUUCAGGUCUCAGCUCAAGAUGGAAGAUGUCCAACAUCUUUUAGUUGUGGAUAUCUUGGCCAGAUUACCUUCCCUUUCACAGUCACAGAAAGCCCUCACUGUGGCAUUUUGGCCAUAAGUGGUUGUGAUAAUAACGGUAUAGCUUAUCCCAAAAGCAUCCAACUAGGCAAGCGACCAUCAAAUCAGUCUUUCAUAGUUACAUACGUGGAUCAUGAUACCAUCACAGUCAGAGAUGAUGCUCUACGGGAGAAGUUGCAUUUAAAAGAUUGUCAGGCCUUUAACAACUUUACUGUUCCUCCCACCUCUCCUUUAGCAUCUUUCUAUAUCAAAUAUAAUAUAACUAUGUUCAAGUGCAACCGCUCCCUUAGUAUCACCCUUCCGAGAAAUUUUUAUUUUUAUAAGUAUACAAACUGUUCUGGUUAUAAUCUCUAUUACGACCUUCUAAAUAGAGAUGGUUUUAAAGUGCCAAGCUCUUUGGCACAGUGUACACAGUGUCAGGUUGCAAUAAGAGACAGCCCCACAACUGACCCCUUUAAUUUUGUAUCUCCUGAGAUCUCCAUUGAAGUACAAUUAUCUGAUGAUUGUAAUAAGUGUCUUCAUCACCAAGGGGGGCAAUGUCAACUUGACAAUCAAGGAAAAUUCUUCUGUGCCCAAGGGAGUAGAACUAGAAACUGGCCUGUGAAAAUAUUGGCGCUAGGAGUUGGAGUAGUUGUUACAGUAGUAGCUCUAUUGCUACUAGUGGUCAAGAAUCACAAGAUCUACUAUACAAGAUGGAAGAAUAAAAAUUCAACCAAUCUAGUAAUUGAGGUCUUUUUGAAGAAACAUGGAUCCCUUCAAACCAAGAGGUAUUGUUACUCUGAGAUAAAGAAAGUGACCAACUCCUUUAAAAAUAAAUUAGGCCAAGGAGGAUUCGGAAGUGUAUACAAAGGACGGUUAGAUGAUGGACGUUAUGUUGCAGUGAAGAUCCUAAAUGAAUUGAAGGAUAGUGGAGAGGAAUUCAUGAAUGAAGUUGCAAGUAUAUGUGGAACUUCUCAUGUUAACAUUGUCAAUCUUCUUGGGUUCUGUUUGGAAGGUUCCAAACGAGCUUUAGUUUACGAGUUUAUGCAUAAUGGCUCUCUUGAGAAGUUUAUCUUUGAGGAAAAUGACCAUAUUCCAGAUUUCCAAUUGCACUGCCAAACUUUGUACCACAUCGCAAUUGGUGUAGCUCGAGGGCUAGAAUACCUGCACAAAGGCUGCAAUACUAGAAUAUUACAUUUUGACAUUAAGCCUCAUAACAUUCUUUUGGACAAGAAUUUCAACCCCAAAAUUUCAGAUUUUGGACUUGCAAAGAUUUGUGCAAGAAAAGAAAGUAUGGUAUCAAUGGUAUCGAUAUUUGGUGCCAGAGGAACGGCGGGAUAUAUUGCCCCCGAGGUAUUUUCUAGGAAUUUUGGUGCAGUGUCACAUAAGUCUGAUGUGUACAGUUAUGGAAUGAUGGUUAUGGAAAUGGUUGGAAGGAGAAAAAAUAUUAACACUGAAGUUGACCGAUCGAGUGAAAUAUAUUUUCCUCAUUGGAUUUACAAUCGUCUUGAUUCUAAUCAAGAUCUUGGUCUGCGGAAUAUAAGAAAUGAAAUGGAUGACGAAAAGGUGAGAAAGAUGACAAUAGUAGCUCUAUGGUGCAUACAAACCAACCCUUCAACUCGACCUGAUAUAAGUAAAGUGGUGGAGAUGUUAGAAGGUAGAGUUGAGUCGUUGCAAAUGCCACCUAAACCCUUUUUGUCUUCUCCUCCUUCAAACUCUCCGGUCCAUUUCUCAACUGGAACACAAACUCUAGAGUCCAUGAGAAUGCUAGAUGCAGAACAACUGGAGCAUUCCAGCUAGUGCAAACAGCAAAGAUGACAGAAAUUAAUUUCAACUAUGUAUAAUGAUAUAUUGAUAAGUAUUUUGAGAGCGUGAUGAAGAUUUUAUAGAAAGAAUUAUUAUGAGAUGUAUAGUGUAGCUUUAUUUAUACUUCCUCCUUCCAAAAAUAUAGUUGAAAUUAUUAAAUGUAAAGCUUUCUUAUGAAAUAUUGAUAAUUUAAAGUAUUGAUGUGCAAAAAUAAGUUGAAAUUUCUAAAUGGAAACUUUUAUUGCCUAAAGAGGAUGAUCCAAAUUUAAAAACAAAGGAAAGAUGCAACUCUAUGGUGAUUUAUUAGAUAGCAAU